Thamnophis sirtalis is the source of this 261-nucleotide messenger RNA. The record is from RefSeq and is a predicted model, not a curated record. Lineage: Eukaryota; Metazoa; Chordata; Lepidosauria; Squamata; Natricidae.
UCUCAGCAGAUCACGCCCCAGCUCGCCCUCCAAGUCCUCCUACAGUUUGACAAAGCGAUCAAUGCUGCAUUAGCCCAGCGGGUCAGAAACCGAGUCAAUUUCAGGGGCUCCCUGAACACCUACAGGUUUUGCGACAAUGUUUGGACCUUCGUGCUGAAUGACGUGGAAUUCAGGGAGGUCACAGAAGUGGUGAAAGUGGAUAAAGUCAAAAUCGUGGCCUGCGAUGGGAAAAUUCAGGUAGAAGACAACGCUUCUCAGUAG